AUGAAUACUUUGGCCCUCCACAAUCCCGAGAUUCGAGAUCGACUCCAGGCACUAGAGUACGAAGUGCAUACUCUAAACUUAGGCUGCGCACCUUUGGCUCGCAGGUUCGGUCUAAAUGACAACCUCGAAUAUGAUGCUAUGUCAUUCCUAUCGGUCUCGGAAUCACUGCAGGAAGGAGAGGUUCUUGAGUACCCUUAUAUCGACUAUUGGCCUGCAGCACGCAAGCAAGGUGAGAUCCAACGACGAACCAAAGCUUUGGAGAAGGGGAUUCGUGUCAUGAAAUGGAACCUUCGGCUCCCUGACACGAUCUCCCACCCAGUUCCUCCCGUCUUGGUUGACGCGGUUAAGCCUACCCCGCCUGAAGAUGUCUAUCGCUUGGCCCCUGCGUUCGAAGCAUUACUAGAUGACCUUCAAAACGCUGGAAUGGUCGAAAGGAGUAAGGGGUUGUACUAUACCAGUACUGCCGCACAACCGAAGCAGCAAAUGGAGAACGAAACCAGGAUGGCCUAUCACUUCAGACGGCACGAGAAUCCCAAUCUAGCUGGACCUAUUCCUGACCUCAACCCAAAAUUGCGUGCCGGCAGGAUCAAGGCUAACCCGCAUCCUAACCUCUCAAUCAAGCACUCCAUUCUCAAGGAUUUUAUCCUCGACGCUAAACGCAGUAUCAGGAAUGUUGCCUGCACUCUCUACCUCCGUCGCGAGUGCAAGCCACAGUAUACAUACAACUUCAACGAGCUUGAGGCAAAUAUGUUCUACAACUGGCGAUGGGUGCGUUCUCUGCAACCAGUAGACGUUCUUCCUGGUGAUAUAGAGGUCCUUUGUGUACGUAGCCAGAUGAUCUGCGACAUGAUUAGCAACAGAGAUGACCCCAUCUUUGAGGAUCGCGCUGCGUUGUGGCCCUCCAUCGUAUUUGAACGUCUGAUGCCUGACUUUCGCGACAUUGAGAGGGCUGGCUUCCGCGUUUUUGGCGUGGCGAUUAUGCAAGGUAGAUGGGGUUGUGCCUUUGUGGCUGGAUCGCCAUGGCUUCUGGAUUUCUGGCGUGUCCGUCCACAAAGGACACUAGAAGUGCCUCUUUUCUUAUGGUCCAAGGUUCCUUUCUUCGAUUAA
Messenger RNA from Fusarium subglutinans, 1107 nucleotides. RefSeq lists its product as uncharacterized. Lineage: Eukaryota; Fungi; Ascomycota; Sordariomycetes; Hypocreales; Nectriaceae. The record is from RefSeq and is a predicted model, not a curated record. The coding region runs from base 1 to 1107 and encodes 368 amino acids. The transcript has a single exon.